Messenger RNA from Haemonchus placei, 111 nucleotides. The record is from the annotation of a GenBank genome assembly. NCBI's taxonomy places the organism in Eukaryota, Metazoa, Nematoda, Chromadorea, Rhabditida, Trichostrongylidae.
AUGGGAGGGGGUCUGAUCGAAUUUGAUGGGGAAAGGUACUUCAAUCCUGCUCGGGGACGUUGUGAGUUAUUUUAUUGGUCAGGAUGUUGCGGAAAUGGAAACAACUUUCAG